Messenger RNA from Lecanosticta acicola, 1302 nucleotides. Lineage: Eukaryota; Fungi; Ascomycota; Dothideomycetes; Mycosphaerellales; Mycosphaerellaceae. The record is from the annotation of a GenBank genome assembly.
AUGUCUCUGACACGCCUGCUCGCCAAGGUCCGCAAGUCCCUAAGACGCAAGGAGCAUGGAAGCGCUGUCGGAGAGAGGCAGUUGCAAUGCCAUUCCAUGGAGCAUGCGCCCAGGGUCAGUGCUUUUUCCUUUGAAGAAGAUGACGGCACAGAUAGUGCCAAUGUUGAGGAGCUUCUCUACUCAGCACAACCACAUGCCUUCAACCCUUCGGUGGAUGCGUCGACAGCACAUCAAGCGCAAUAUCCACCCGUUUCUUUCGCCCGGUUCUCUGGAAUUCAGCCUGACACAUACAGUGAAGAAGAGCGCAUUGCUUCCACUGGCCGCCACUCGUUGCGCUUUCCGACAUUUGGUGGUGCGAGCUCCCAAGAAACUCUCCCCGAACUGUCUAUCUCUGCUGGCCUCUCGAAGGCAGCAGCGCGACUCGAACAUCCUGCGUUGAUAGAAAAGAUCCCCCAGGGUUGUGUGCAGUCGCACCACGCGAUCAAAGACACGCCACCUCCGUUCGUUCGCCAUUCAGCCCCGGAGCGACACCAUAAAGGGCCGAUGAAGCAAGCCCAGAUCAUCGAGCAAGACCGAAGAGAGCUGCAGGAAGCAUGCUUAGCGAAGGAUACUGAGUUGGAGUGUCUCUCCCAACGACUCGAGCAAGUCUGCCAGGAAUUGGAUACCACACAAGGCAGUCUUGAAAAGGCAGUCGAGCAGCUCGUUGUCCGUGAGCAGCAAUGCAGCAGGAUGAGAGACGAGCAGAAUGCACUCAUGACGGAAAAGAGAGUUGCCGUCGACGCUUUUGCUGCAAAGCAUCAUGAGCUUGAGGCUCUGAGGGAGACGCAUGCUAUUUCCAACAAGAAGCAUGACCGGCGAGUCCGUUCUCUCCUGAAAUGCCGAGCAAAGAAGAAACGAGAGCUGAAGCUCAGGAUAGGUGACCUCGAGCAAGAGCUAUUUACGACGCAACGGCAGCUUCGUGAGUCGGAGUUGUCGAUCGCUCAGCGUGAUCACACGCACGUUGAGAUUGCAAGGCUACGCCAAACUGAAGCGGAGCUGGUUGCCGCAGACGAGCAGCUGGACGCACGACAGCGCCAGGUGGAGGCUUUGCAAGAGGAGAGAGAAGCGGAGCUCGAGGAGUUGAAGCUGGCUCAGAGUGAAGCUUACAGCUUGACGCAGAAGCUGCGCUCCACCGAGCGCACUCUCAAGGAUCGAGAAGUAGCGUUGGAGGCGUCCAAGCAAAACAAUAAGGACCUCAUUCUGGAAAUUCGUUGCUUGAAGCAGCGCGUUGCUGAGGCUCAGAGUCAUCGUCUCACCGUUUAA